This is a messenger RNA of Metarhizium album ARSEF 1941, 837 nucleotides long. RefSeq lists its product as uncharacterized. Lineage: Eukaryota; Fungi; Ascomycota; Sordariomycetes; Hypocreales; Clavicipitaceae. The coding region runs from base 1 to 837 and encodes 278 amino acids. The transcript is spliced from 3 exons. The record is from RefSeq and is a predicted model, not a curated record.
AUGCCCCGAAAGCUGCCGUGGAAAACUAGACGCGAGCCCGAGGACUCGCCGCCAGUCAAGGCGCCCGGGCGGCAGAGCCCGCGUGCUCAUGCCCCCGCGCGGCGCUCCAGCUCUCGACGCGCCCCGGAGCAAGGCCAAGGCGCCGGUGGGAUUUGUAGUCCGUCUACAUCGCCGCCGCCGGUGCCGCCGGUCCAGCAGUUCAUGAUCGCCGGGCCCCGCGGGGACGACCGGUUCCGCAUGGUGGAGGACGAGCUGCUGGACACGGCUCGCCUGUUCACGGCGCACCUCCACCGCGCCGAGUACACGCGGCUGAAGAAGCUGGCGGCGGCGCAGAACGCUGCGGCCAUCAGGGAGAUUGAGAGACCGGUGGUGCCUGGGCCGGGUACGGCCGCGGCCGCGGCCGCGGGCACGAGGUGCAGGGAGGCGGCUUCGCGACGGCGGCGGCGAGGCGGCGAGGCGGGCCCGGCGCCCUGGGUGGGAAGCAGCUUGCAGGGAUUGAUGGAGACGCGCCGCGGAAGGGAGGUGAGUCCGGCCGUCGUUGGGGGGAGGUCGGGCGGUUCGGGCGUGUCGUUGCGGCCGCGGCCUGUUGUGGUUUCGGCCUCUUCGCGGGAGCCGGGGGGGACGCGGAGGGUGUUGGCGUCGUCUUCUGCUGCGUCGGCUGGGGCGGAGGAUCGUGCUGAGGCAGCGCUGGAGGAUGAUGGUGAUGAGGAUGAUCCUUUUGGCGUGAGGGAGAGGAGGGCGAGGCGUGAGAGGGAGAGGGAGAUGAUGAGGAUGGGUGAGAGGCGGAGAGAGACUCCCAAGAAGCUGGAGGAGGAUACGAUACCUUGGUUCUUUUGA